AUGUUAUCAUCACUUUCAAAAUUCGUUACUUAUCCUCGAUUAUCAUUGUCUCUAGUAAAACAACAAUAUUUAUUUGCAUCAUCGAAAGCUGAUUCCACAUCGCCAAAAACAGGCGAUACACGUGAAUCUGGCACAAAAGAUAUACAUAAACCAACAAUUGAUGCAUCUCAUCAAUCGGGUAAAAAAAGUAAACAAGAACGUAUUGCAUGGGAAAAAGAAGAACAAGGUGUUUCAUCUGAUAUACAAACACGUCAAAUACGAAUACCUCCUGAUGAAAAACGGGACGUAAAAACAAAAACAUCGAAGAAAUAG
Messenger RNA from Rotaria sordida, 312 nucleotides. The record is from the annotation of a GenBank genome assembly. NCBI's taxonomy places the organism in Eukaryota, Metazoa, Rotifera, Eurotatoria, Philodinida, Philodinidae.